UGCGUCACAACGUGGGGUGGGGGGAAGCGGAUGUUGACGGAAUGUUUCAAAGUGUCGGCGCUAACGUUACUUUUGCUAAUCAUUUCAGCUUCAGGUUAACCUAACGGAAUACAAGACUAACAUAGACAGCCAAACAAUGUUAACUACGUUUGGGUUUAACGCCAACACGAUACAGCAAAUUAUCAAUAGCAUAAAGCUAGCUAGUAGUUAGCCACUGAUGUAGUUUCCAUGGUGAUGGAACAUAGCUUAACGAUAACGCACUGUCUAGCUAGCUGUUGAUGUUAGCUUUGAGGAGAUUGUGAAAAGAGAUGUCAUCAGGGUUUCAGACCCCCGACCCUCAGAGUAUUCGACUUUCUUGCAAUAAUGGCGCUAAAGUUGUACAAAGCGUUAACCCAUCAGGGACAGCUGAGACCCGUGACGCCCCUCGUCGGCUGAGAUGUAACAGCUUGAAUCUGGAUGAACUGAGUGAGGAGCUUGAAAGGCGCACCAAAGAAACCCAGAGGCUUCAGGAAGAGGUGGAAACCGCAACCAAAGAAACUUUGGAGAGAUUUGGCUGCACAUUUGGCAUCCACAGCUCACCAGGAAGGAGCAACCACAACUACAGGUUUAAUGAGUACGAUGGAGGUUCCUCUAUUCUUUCAACUCAGCAGCAGGCAGUGAUUCAGCCACUGGUCUGUGAUCUGGAUAUUUUAAACCAAACGGAUAUCAGCUCUCCUGGAAAGAAGGUGUUGGAAAAUACAAUAGAUAAUUCUCUUCAACAGCUGUCUGACCUGCAGCUCAACAAGAUGCACGAUGAACCAGAACAAGAGACGUUCAGGUUUGACAAAGCCAUCGUGAACCUGCAGACUAAGUUGAACAAAGUCCAGCAGGAGAAGGACGGCCUGUCUGACAUCAGAUUGAAGGAUUCAAGGACACACGUUGGUCAGAUGGAAAAGAUGCUGUUCAUGUUGGAAGAGAUCCAAAACAUCAAAAGGACCAAGGACCAAGAGCUACUUGAGACGGAAGAUGAGACGUUGGCACUUAACAGAAAAGUAGAGGCAUUGGAACAAAAUGUAGAGCAGAUGUACUCACUGUUAUAUCAGGAGACACAACGUGGGGACAAUGCAAUCAGCAGUCCUAACUUCCAUACAAGUUCAACACCGGCUGCUCGGUUUACUGAUAUGUUUAAUGAUGAGACAGAGGAGCAACAGGAAAGACUUUUUUUGUCAAUUAACCAUCUGGGGAGUGAGGGACGCAGUGGAGUAAAUAAGCAAAAAGAAAGAAUGGAAGGCCUGAUAUCUAGUCUUGGCCAGGAGAUGGCGCUGUUGACUGACAAACUGACCUCAUCAAAAAACAACAGCAUCAGCCUGAAUGUCAAGUUAGAGCUGCUAAAGAAACUUGCAGAGGGACAGACAUCACUGCACCAGGGUCAGAUCAGUGAACUGGAGUCAGCCCUCUGCAGCCACAAAGAUCAGAUUUGUCAUCUGGAGCAGCAGCUCAUUCAGGCUCAGUCGCAGCUGAUGGACGCCCAGAGUGAGAGAGAGCGAUCUUUACAGCUUGGCCAACGGAAGAGGUGUGGUUUGCAGCAGCAGUGGGAGCUCCAGGAGGAGGUGGAGGCCCUGAGAGGACAGCUGGAGGCGGCCGGGGAGGAGGGGAGGACAUCCCAGAAACUCCUGGAGGAGAAACACAAAGACCUCCAGCUCAGACAGCGAGAAGCACAGCUCCAUCUUGCCAGGUUGGAGGAGGCCCAAAGCAGAGGCCAGGCCCUGCAGGCAGAAGGAGAGACACUGAGGCUGAAGCUGCUAGAGAGCAGCGUACAGAUGACAGUGCAGCAUGGCCGCACUAUCCACGACCUUCACCAGGAGAACAGCCUCCUCAGCAACCAGCUCAAGAUGGAGAUUCAGCAGCUCAGGGCAGAGUUAGACUGGCACAAGUCAGCCGAUGCUGCUGCAGAGCACGAGCGGCGCCAGCUACAAGCCUCUGUGGCUGAACAAAGGCAGCGUGUCCAGGAGGAAAGUCUUGAGAAAAAGCAGCUCAACAUCCAGCUGGAGCUGCUGCGCAUGCAGUUACUCAGCCUCACUCAGGAGCACAUGGAGCUGCAGCAGCUCCACAGCUGCAGGAGUGAGGAGCAGGAGGGCGCGGUGCUGAAGCUUCAGAGUCAGCUCCGGAAAGCCCGGGACGAGCGGGACCAGGUCGGGAGCACCCUGAGGACGCUGGAAGGAGCUGAGGGACACGGCCUCCAAGUAGCCCUGGACAUGCAGAAAGAGAUCACCGCCCGGAGACAGCAGGUCGACUCCCUGCAGAGCAAAAUCAAGCAUUUGGAGGAGAUAAUGGACAAGCUGUACGAGGAGAAGCGCUACCAGAGCCUGGAGAACCAGCGGCAGCUCCAGGAGCUAACCUUCGUCAGGGAGGAGAAGAAACAACUUGGCAUUGAGCAGGAGGCCCUUCGCUCCAAAGAUAACCAGCUGAGGGAGCGGAUCGGCCAGCUGGAGGCCAUCCUUACCAAGUUGUCAGAAAGCUUUGCAGACUGUCAAGAUUUCAUCCAGCUGCAGGAGCAGGACUAUUUCCGUCUGAAACUCCGACAUGCCCUGGACUUGAAGGAGCUCCAAGGUCAAAACACAGCUCUGAAUGUACAUCCACCUGUCCUGGACUCCCCAUCUGCACUCCCUGCUUCACCCUGCUCCCAGCAUGCCUCCAACGCCCAGAUCACGCAGGAAAGCCCCUCCCCAGAGCUCAGGUCUCUGGUUAGAGGGCUUCGAGGAGCGGUUUCAGGGAAGCACAGACCACACACCGAUAACAGGAGGAGGUCUGCGCCGGAGAAAGUGCACAGAACCACAUUCAACAUUGACAAGGAGGAAGAAGUAAAGGUCGGCUCAAGAUUGAGAAGAAAAACCUGCGGCAGCGAGCCACUUUUCCUGAAUGCAGCUGAGCUCAACGGGAAAAAAAUCAACAACAAAUCCUUCAAGGAGACGUCUGCAGCGAGGUACUCUUCCUUCCCACAGCUGCUCUCACUGGGCCGCAGGUCGCCCGUCCACACUCUGCUGACCUCUGACCCGAACAGCUGACAGUGACAACCAUAGACUGUUCACAUCGGCCCUCAGGCUCUUAUCAGGAGCUCCCCUUGUACUGCUUUUUUUUUUAAGGCUCCCUAGAUGAAGUUGUCAAAAGAUUCACUCAGGUGUUUUUUCUAAUUUAUUGCUGAAAUAAAGUUUGAUUUGAUUUUA
This is a messenger RNA of Gymnodraco acuticeps, 3203 nucleotides long. RefSeq names its product coiled-coil domain-containing protein 158-like. The record is from RefSeq and is a predicted model, not a curated record. The transcript is spliced from 23 exons. Lineage: Eukaryota; Metazoa; Chordata; Actinopteri; Perciformes; Bathydraconidae. The coding region runs from base 309 to 3044 and encodes 911 amino acids.